AUGUGUGUGUGCGUGCGUAGGGCGUAUCGCAUCGGUCGCUACUGCCCGCUGUGCGAUCGCUCCUUCAUCGGGCCCAAGGGGACAAUGCAGCUCGUCAUUUGUAAGCUCUGCGAUAGGCAACUGCAUCAAGAGUGCGUUAGGCAGACGGGCGCCAGCGUGCGCGUGCUGGACCACACGUGCGGCGAGUGCCGGCGCGGCGGCAUCACGUCGCGCGCGGCCGCCGUGCGCCUCGCGCCGCGCACCAUCGCCACGCUGUUCAUGGCCAAGCGCCGCUUCAACAAGUACGCGCACCGCCAGUACCUGCAGAGCCGACGCCGCGACUACGACCUCGUCGACGACGACCUCGUG
Brenthis ino (lesser marbled fritillary) is the source of this 348-nucleotide messenger RNA. NCBI's taxonomy places the organism in Eukaryota, Metazoa, Arthropoda, Insecta, Lepidoptera, Nymphalidae. The record is from the annotation of a GenBank genome assembly.